GUAACUAGAACCCUGGAAAAUAUAAACUUCAGGAUAAAAACAUGAUUUUAUACAUUAGUGAUCUCAAAUAAAAGAGGAGUGCUACCUUCGUGCAUCACUUCUUUCAACAAAGUUAAGUCUGCAUUCUGCUUAGGAGAGAUAACACUUUUUGUCCCUGUAGGUGGCCCCCUGGUGUAGCCAUUAGUUGCUAAUUACUUGCAAACAAAUAAACAAUUAACUCCUUAAGCUGCUGGCUGGGCAAGUGUUCAUUGACUUGCUAAAACUUUCUAAAACAGGAUUUUAAUUAGUGACGUGCAAAACCCAGCCCCCUAGUCAACAAAGCUAUAAGGUGAACUGCUGGCAGGUCCCAGCUCUGCACACGUGAGGCAGGAGCCCUCCAGCUCUGGGCGACACAGAAGAGGAUGUCUCCCAGCCUUCAGGAAGGUGCUCAGCUCCAGAAAAGCAAACCCUCAUCCUGCUCCUUCUCAAUUGAGAGCAUUUUAGGACUGGACCAGAAAAAAGAUUGUGGACCGUCAACAAGACCCCACAGACCGUGGGCAGACACCUGCAGCGACUCAGAGAAAUACAGCAACUCAUGCCUACAUGCCCCAGAUCUUCCCAGUGAGAUCUCAUUUCCUUGUCCCGUGGAUCACCCAAUGCCAGAAGAAGGGGCUUCGAAAUAUGAAAAUUAUUUUUCAGCCUCAGAAACACUCUCUUUGAAAAGAGAGUUGAGCUGGUACAGAGGACGAAGGCCAAGAACUGCUUUUACCCAAAAUCAGGUUGAAGCAUUGGAAAAUGUCUUCAGAGUGAACUGCUAUCCUGGCAUUGACAUCAGAGAAGACUUAGCUCAAAAGCUGAAUCUAGAGGAAGACAGAAUCCAGAUUUGGUUCCAAAAUCGUCGGGCAAAGCUGAAAAGGGCCCGUAGAGAAUCACAGUUUCUAAUGGCGAAAAAACCCUUCAACACAGAUCUUCUGAAAUAGUUUUUAAAAGUACACAUGUGAGAUUCUCUUCCAGCUGCGGAACACAAGGAAUCAAUGGAAAUCCCAAGUAUUUAAAAUGUUACUGUCUCUUUCCUGUACCUAAUGAAUAUUGUCAUGCUUUCUGAAAAUAUUACAAAUAAUUAUGAUUCUAGCAUAGUACAUAUUAUAUCUGGAGAUUUUUAGUUAUAAUAAAUAAAACCUUUCCUAUAUAUUUUAAUAAAAAUUUUU
Molecule: messenger RNA, 1187 nt
Organism: Peromyscus leucopus (white-footed mouse)
Lineage: Eukaryota; Metazoa; Chordata; Mammalia; Rodentia; Cricetidae
Gene: Hesx1
Product: HESX homeobox 1
Exons: 4
Coding region: 402-959 (185 amino acids)
Biological process (GO): pituitary gland development; regulation of transcription by RNA polymerase II; forebrain development
Cellular component (GO): nucleus
Molecular function (GO): DNA-binding transcription repressor activity, RNA polymerase II-specific; RNA polymerase II cis-regulatory region sequence-specific DNA binding
Source: RefSeq, a predicted model, not a curated record